Molecule: messenger RNA, 483 nt
Organism: Penicillium odoratum
Lineage: Eukaryota; Fungi; Ascomycota; Eurotiomycetes; Eurotiales; Aspergillaceae
Product: acyl-CoA carboxylase biotin carboxyl carrier protein subunit
Exons: 3
Coding region: 1-483 (160 amino acids)
Source: RefSeq, a predicted model, not a curated record
AUGGAUACGAUCAGUUUCUACGAAGUCAGCGAGGAGGAGUUUGAUCGCAAGCUCGCGCAGUUUAGGGCUGGGAAUUACCGGGUUGAGAUGGAGCAGGGAGUGUUUGAUAUGGCUCUACAUAAUGAGCUUCUGAGAAAAACUUUGGGUGAGGCCGAAGGUAUUCAGAAGAAUCGGGCGGUAUCGCAGAAAAAAAUGGCUGAGCUGGAGGAUCGUUUGGAUGAGAUACGAUCUUCACUUGAAGAUCCUAUGGUUGAAGCUAUUGAGGCGGCUGUUAAUGCUAAUGUAUGGAAGGUUUUGGUUCAGGAGGGUGAUGUACUGCAGGCAGACACAUUUACGUGCAUUCUUGAGGCUUUGAAGAUGGAGAUCAAUGUGCACACAGAGCCUCAUUUGGCUGGAAUGAUUGUCAUCAGGGUGUUGGUCAAGCCUGGGGAUACUAUAGAGAGCGGAAACCCGGUAGUUCUGGCCAGGAAAGCCAAGGUUUAA